UCAACUUGAUUCUGUGUCGUAAUUUGUUUAUUUCAAUAAAUCAUAUUGUAAAGUUUAAUGUUUAAAUUAAACAUUGAAUUUGUGAUUAAAUUAAUAAGAAUACUACAGUGGCAUGGUUCUAUAUUCAACUGGCAUGCCAUUUGACGAUUUAACUUUCAUUAGAUCUUUUUAAAACUUUGCUUACAACAAUUUUAUUCUAAAUUCUGUUGUUCUUUAAUAAUCCAUAAAAAAUGUCUUCCCGAAUGCAAGUGGAAAAGAAUAAGAACCAAGAGGAAAUGCGGCGACUGAUGGCUGAACGCAAAAAGAAAAAUAUAAAAUUAAUGAAAAUAGAUAACCCCCUUGCCAAAUACAACAAUGCAGGCCAGCUAACUUGUAUACUUUGUAACUCUAUAGUCAGAUCUGAAAAUGUAUGGACUGUACAUAUGAACAGUAAACAGCAUAGGGAAAAUAUUGAUAAAGCUAAGAAGUUGAAAGAGUUAACAAACAAUUUUACUGUUGGGAAAUUAAAACAGAAAAGAAUGAGUCCUCCUGUAGAUGUUCCAGCUGAAAAGAAACUAAAAGGAAUAUUAAAAAAUGCUGGGGAAGCAGUUCCCACAGUUGCACCAAAAUAUAACAAUAAUGCUCCUCAUAUUAUAUCAUAUCAUAAUGAAGAAAUUAAAAGAUCACCUCUUAUUUCUGGGCCACCUGUUGAGAGCAAGCAAGAACUUCAAGCAUCAACAGACAUUCAGGAGCAAGAUAUAAAAGUGCAAUCUUCUGAUCAGCCUAUACCAGAAGGGUUUUUUGAUGAUCCAAUUUUGGAUGCCAAGGUAAGAAAUAUCGAAUACAAAGAUCCAGUUGAAGAGGAGUGGGACAGAUUUCAAAAAGAAAUGAAAGAAGAAGCUAGCGCCUCUGCAGAAAUUAUAGCUGGUGAGCAAGAAGAAGCAACUGCAGAGCGACAAAUCGACGAAAUUGAUGAACAAAUACGCAAUUGGUCUAGAGUACUUGAGCUGGAAUUAAAAAAAGAGGAAACCAAAAAAAAAAACCAGGAUAUGGAAGAGCAAAUGAGUGAAAACAAUGAAGAUGAAGAUGGCAAUGAAGUUGAUGAUAUAGAUGAAUUUUUAGAUUGGCGGGCAAAAAAUUCGUACAGUUAACUCGGAUAUAAUUUUUAGCGGUAUGUAUAAUUUACUUUGAAUGUUCAAUACAAAUAUGGUAAACUACAAAAAAAAAAUAAUAUUGUGGUCCAUUUUCUUAACAUUCGCAGUAAAUUAUACAUGCUGAGAAACCAGUUUUUUGAUAUCUUAAAAAUCGAAUAUUUGAUAAGUCAGAUUGUGUACCUAUUGCUACGAACUUAAAAAUAUUUGCAUAUAAUGAUAUUUAUUGACUAGUAAGUCAAUAAAUAUCGUCAAGACAAGACAUUAAAUGUAUAUACUAUAACAAAAUGUUUUAUUAACC
Achroia grisella is the source of this 1431-nucleotide messenger RNA. RefSeq names its product zinc finger protein 830. Bases 231 to 1130 code for a protein of 299 amino acids. The record is from RefSeq and is a predicted model, not a curated record. Gene Ontology annotation, cellular component: spliceosomal complex; nucleus. Gene Ontology annotation, molecular function: nucleic acid binding; zinc ion binding. Gene Ontology annotation, biological process: mitotic DNA damage checkpoint signaling; nuclear DNA replication; mitotic DNA replication checkpoint signaling. NCBI's taxonomy places the organism in Eukaryota, Metazoa, Arthropoda, Insecta, Lepidoptera, Pyralidae. The transcript is spliced from 4 exons.